Molecule: messenger RNA, 444 nt
Organism: Fusarium musae
Lineage: Eukaryota; Fungi; Ascomycota; Sordariomycetes; Hypocreales; Nectriaceae
Exons: 1
Coding region: 1-444 (147 amino acids)
Biological process (GO): phosphorelay signal transduction system
Source: RefSeq, a predicted model, not a curated record
AUGUCAGACACUUCGGCGCAAACAGUCCCCCCACCAGGAGGUGCUGAAGAAUCAUGGGAUCACGACGCCAAGUACCUUUUGGUCGACGACAACAAAGUCAACAUGAAAGUGAUGAAGCUCCACUUCGAUAAACUCGGUCUCAAAUACAACAUCGCAUGGAACGGCCAAGAAGUCGUCGACCUGUACAAAGCGCACCCCGAACAAUGUAAAUUGAUCUUGCUCGAUAUUUCUAUGCCUGUCAUGGGCGGCAUGGAAGCUUCACUCCUUAUAAGACAGCAUGAGCGCGAGAACAAUCUUCAGCCUGUUAUCAUCAUGGGACUUAUGCCAGACCCUACAGAGAGCGAGACUCGGCGAAUGAUUGAUGAAUUUGGAAUGAACACCACGUUCAAGAAGCCGGUUAGAUUCGAGGGUCUUCGGGAGCUUGUUGAUAAUUGGCCCGUUUGA